Hydra vulgaris (swiftwater hydra) is the source of this 2048-nucleotide messenger RNA. RefSeq names its product GTP-binding protein 4. Lineage: Eukaryota; Metazoa; Cnidaria; Hydrozoa; Anthoathecata; Hydridae. The record is from RefSeq and is a predicted model, not a curated record. Gene Ontology annotation, molecular function: RNA binding; GTPase activity; GTP binding. Gene Ontology annotation, cellular component: nucleolus. Gene Ontology annotation, biological process: ribosomal large subunit biogenesis.
UAGUUGAUUUUGUCAAACAUUUUCAGCAAGAAGCGCGUACCUUCCAUGUCGACGUUAAUUUUUAGUGUUAAUUUUAUUUUUCAAUAAUAUUAAUAUAAGACAUGUCACUUUACAAUUUUAAAAAAAUUCAAGUUGUUCCAACAUCCAAGGAUUUCAUUGAUGUUGUAUUAUCCAAAACUCAAAGGAAAACUCCCACUGUUGUUCAUAAACAAUAUCCUAUAAAUAGAAUUAGAAGUUUCUAUUUGCGAAAAAUCAAAUUUACACAGCAAAGUUAUCAUGAUAAGCUAACUAUUAUAAUUACAGAUUUUCCAAGGAUGGAGGAUGUGCAUCCAUUUUAUGCAGAUUUGAUGAAUGUUUUAUACGAUAAAGAUCAUUAUAAAUUAGCAUUAGGUCAAAUCAACACUGCAAGACAUCUGAUUGACAAUGUAGCAAAAGAUUACGCUCGCUUAAUGAAAUAUGGUGACUCAAUGUAUCGCUGUAAGCAGUUAAAAAAAGCAGCUUUGGGGAGAAUGUGUACAAUAAUGAAAAGGCAAAAUCAAAGUUUGCAAUACCUAGAACAAGUUCGACAACAUCUAUCUCGGUUGCCUUCUAUUGAUCCUAAUACAAGGACUCUCUUAUUAACAGGAUUUCCAAAUGUUGGUAAAUCUAGUUUUAUGAAUAAAGUUACUCGUGCUGAUGUUGAGGUACAGCCCUAUGCAUUUACAACAAAAUCAUUGUAUGUCGGGCAUAUGGAUUAUCAAUAUUUACGCUGGCAGGUUGUGGAUACUCCAGGAAUCCUGGAUCAUGCACUCGAAGAAAGAAAUACUAUUGAAAUGCAGGCUAUUACAGCAUUAGCUCAUUUACGUGCUUCUAUAAUUUAUGUGAUGGACAUAAGUGAGCAAUGCAGCAAAUCUCUCAAUGAGCAAAUAGAGUUGUUUAAUAGCAUAAAACCAUUAUUCUCAAACAAGCCAAUCAUUAUUGCAUUAAAUAAAGUAGAUAUUAUAGGUCUUGAUGAUUUACCUCAAGAAAAGAAAAAUUUAUUAAACCAAUUUCAGGAAGAAGGUAUACCUGUAAUUCCAAUGAGCACAAUAUCAGAGGAAGGGGUUAUGAAUGUUAAAGUAGAAGCAUGCGAUAGAUUGCUUGCACAACGAGUAGAGAUAAAACUAAAGGCAAAAAAUGUCAAUGAUGUUGUUAACAGAUUACAUGUAGCAGUUCCUAAGCCAAGAGACAAUAAAGAAAGGCCUCCUUUUAUACCAGAAGCUGUGAAAGAACAAACAAAACUAAUGGAUUCCGCUUCUAAGAAAUUACAGAAGCAUUAUGAGCAAUCUUUAUUGGAAGAUUAUAACUUUGACGAUAAGGCACUCUACUUUGUCAAAGACAACGAAAAGUAUGACAUUAUACCUGAAAUUUUGAAUGGGAAAAAUAUUGCAGAUUACAUUGAUCAAGAUCUUUUUGAAAAACUUGAACAGUUAGAAAAAGAAGAAGAACUUCGAGAGGCUGCAGGAGUUUACGAAUCAGACAUGGAUGAUAUGAAUUCAGAAGAGGAAGAAAUCCGAAAGACUGCUCAAGCUAUUCGUAAACAGAAAAAAAUUAGAGUUCAAGAACAUCGUGAAAAGAAAACUAAAGGAGGGAAUGCUUCAGUUUUGCCACGAAAGGCUUCUCUUAGAUUGGAGAGGUUUGGUCGCCCAAUGAAAAGAAAGGCUGCAAACGAUGAUGACGAUGUGGAUAUGGAAUCCAAUGAAAAUGGCUCCAGACUUGACAGUACGUCGAGAAAGUUAGCUAAGAAACGUAAGUCAGACUCUUCUUUAGCAAGAAAGUCUUCCAAUCAUCCCAGUCUUACUCUUCCUCGUGAUGUUUCUGGUAUACGUGAUCCAAUAAAACGAGCUAAAGCAAAGAAAGUGACACGGACAUUCCAAAGAAAAUUUAACUCACAAGGAAAAGCAGGAGAAUCUGAUCGCCACAUUCAUUCAAAGAUGCCGAAACAUUUGUUUGCUGGAAAACGCAAAUCAGGAAAAACUGAUCGUCGUUAAUGUAAAUAAAAUUAAAUUCAAAAAUGUCGUUAAAAAAAA